UAGGUUCCAUUCAAAAGAGAUGCGUUCUUGUGCGUGACAGAAUAAACCUUCAAAAAUUUCAUAGAUACCCCUUCUAUAUUCGAAUAUGGGCCAGUACUUGUUAUUCCAUACCAAAAGUUGAUUAAUAAUGAUAUAUACCAUGUGAAAAGUUUUAGCAUCGAAUUUAAGUCAUAAAACAAUAAACUCGUUUAGACUAUCUUAUAUACGGAUGUUGAACAGUACUAUAAACUCAACAUUUUGCAUCAACAUCAGCUGUGACUAAUUUGCUAGUCAUAUCCCUUCGGCUUCACUAUAUAAAAAUUAAAAAACCAAAAUCUGAAACCAGAGAGAACAUAUUGCAAGAAAUGGAGCUCUGGAAAAGCCAGUAUUACUAUAUUCUAAACUAUAUUGUUCUGCUUAAUUCUGUUUUAAUAUUAUUAAGUUCAGUGAGUGCUCAGGUUUCACUUCCGUCCAAGCAAGAUGGAUUCUGGUACGAGAACAGAGUAGCCAAAACAGAUUCAAUAUUGAUCGAGGCUUUCUUUGAUCCAGUGUGCCCUGACAGUAGAGAUUCAUGGCCCCCUCUCAAGCUAGCUCUCAAUCACUACGCUUCUCGUGUCUCUCUCGUUGUCCAUCCUUUUCCUUUACCAUACCAUGACAAUGCAUUUAUUAGCUCGCGAGCGUUGCACAUUAUCAAUAAGUUGAAUACUUCUGCCACGUACAGAUUACUAGAGUCUUUCUUUGGUCAACAGGAUAAGUUUUACGGCAAAGCAACUUUCAACUUGUCCAAAGCAUCUGUGGUAGAUAAGAUUACAAAGUUUACGUCCAAUGCAAUUGGGAAUUCAAAUUAUGCUGCUAUAAAAGCUGGAUUUACUGACCCGAAAACUGAUCAAGCAACAAGAAUUUCCUUCAAGUAUGGUUGUGUGAAAGGCGUAUACGGGACACCAUUUUUCUUUGUGAAUGGGUUUCCACUGCCUGAUGCUGGCUCACCACUCGAUUACAAAGCAUGGAGAAAUAUCCUUGACCCAUUGGUUUCACCAGCAGGACAACUGGAGGGCUGAACCUUUGCGCGUUUCUUCUUGUGACAUCACUGAUCUUUAUGUCUAUGCAUGGUUGUAUCUGUACUCUCAUCAUCUCAUGGUGCAAUUUUCUAGUGUGUCAUCUUCCUACUUUGAAAUUGUCUCGAGUUCCAUCUAAUCCAACAAUUUCUCCAAUCGUGAGGAGGCCAAUAUCUUUGAGUUAUAUUUAUUCUUAUUUUAUUUUAUUCGGAAUAAGCCUAACCGUAUUAAGGACAAAAUCAUGCUAGUGUUUUGUCCUUCCCCACUCCUUAAUGGAAUUGAUUGCUUAUUUCGUUUUAUAGAACUUAUCGCGUUAUUCU
This is a messenger RNA of Nicotiana attenuata, 1354 nucleotides long. RefSeq lists its product as uncharacterized. The coding region runs from base 345 to 1037 and encodes 230 amino acids. The transcript has 4 exons. Lineage: Eukaryota; Viridiplantae; Streptophyta; Magnoliopsida; Solanales; Solanaceae. The record is from RefSeq and is a predicted model, not a curated record.